This is a messenger RNA of Penicillium diatomitis, 2061 nucleotides long. Its product is annotated as 1,4-alpha-glucan branching enzyme GLC3. The record is from RefSeq and is a predicted model, not a curated record. Gene Ontology annotation, cellular component: cytoplasm. The coding region runs from base 1 to 2061 and encodes 686 amino acids. Gene Ontology annotation, biological process: glycogen biosynthetic process. Gene Ontology annotation, molecular function: hydrolase activity, hydrolyzing O-glycosyl compounds; 1,4-alpha-glucan branching enzyme activity; cation binding. NCBI's taxonomy places the organism in Eukaryota, Fungi, Ascomycota, Eurotiomycetes, Eurotiales, Aspergillaceae. The transcript has 8 exons.
AUGGCCUCAACAAAUGACAUCCCCGCGGACGGAACAGGCGUCCUGGCACUCGAUCCGUGGUUGGAGCCGCAUCGUUCGGUACUGAAACAGCGCUACAGCGUGAUUGAAAACUGGAUCAAAACCCUCACCGACUCAGAGGGUGGUCUGGACAAGUUCAGCAAGGGUUACGAGACGUUCGGUCUUCAUGCACAGCCCAAUGGCGACAUCAGGUACCGGGAAUGGGCUCCGAACGCGGUGGAGGCCUCGCUGGUCGGUGAAUUCAACAACUGGGAUGCUCAGGCCAACCCUAUGACGAAAAACAGCUUUGGCGUCUGGGAAGUGACCAUUCCCGCAAAGAACGGCGCGUCGGCCAUUCCUCACCAAAGCAAGAUCAAGAUCACCAUGGUCCUCCCCAGCGGCGAGCGCAUCUACCGAAUUCCGGCAUGGAUCAAGCGGGUCGUCCAGGACCUGAAUGUCUCUCCCGAUUACGACGCUGUGUUCUGGAACCCACCCGCCAGCGAGCGAUACACCUUCAAGCAGUCUCGUCCCAAGAAGCCCGAGAGUCUACGAAUCUACGAGGCCCAUGUCGGGAUUUCCUCGCCCGAGACCCGCGUGGCAACCUACAAAGAGUUCACCAAGAACAUGCUGCCUCGCAUCAAAUAUCUGGGUUACAAUGCCAUUCAAUUGAUGGCCAUCAUGGAGCAUGCCUACUACGCCAGCUUCGGAUACCAGGUGAACAACUUCUUCGCAGCCAGCAGCCGAUAUGGAUCCCCGGAGGAUCUGAAGGAGUUGAUCGAUACCGCGCAUAGCAUGGGGCUGGUGGUGCUCCUCGAUGUAGUGCACAGUCACGCGUCUAAGAAUGUACUGGACGGCCUCAACAUGUUCGAUGGGUCUGAUCAUCUCUACUUCCAUGCGGGCGCCAAGGGCCGUCAUGAAUUGUGGGACAGCCGUCUGUUCAACUAUGGUCAUCACGAAGUUCUGCGGUUCCUGCUGAGCAAUCUGCGCUUCUGGAUGGAGGAGUACCAAUUCGAUGGUUUCCGCUUCGAUGGUGUCACCAGUAUGCUUUACACGCACCACGGCAUUGGAACUGGCUUCUCCGGUGGCUACCAUGAAUACUUUGGCCCUGGUGUCGACGAAGAAGGUCUGGCUUACCUGGCAAUUGCCAACACUAUGCUCCACGAUCUCUACCCCGAGUGUAUCACGGUGGCAGAGGACGUCUCUGGGAUGCCUGCCCUCUGCCUCCCACAUGCUCUGGGCGGAGUCGGAUUCGAUUAUCGACUGGCCAUGGCCGUUCCCGACAUGUACAUCAAGCUGCUGAAGGAAAAGUCCGACAGUGAGUGGGAUAUUGGGAAUCUUGCAUUUACUUUGACCAAUCGCCGUCAUGGCGAGAAGACCAUUGCCUAUGCCGAGAGUCACGACCAAGCAUUGGUUGGCGACAAGACUCUUAUGAUGUGGCUGUGUGACAAGGAAAUGUACACGCACAUGUCGGUCCUCACAGAAUUCACCCCUGUCAUCGAGCGCGGCAUGGCACUCCACAAGAUGAUCCGCCUCAUCACCCACGGACUCGGCGGCGAGGGCUAUCUCAACUUCGAGGGUAACGAAUUCGGUCACCCGGAGUGGCUCGACUUCCCCCGCGAAGGUAACGGCAAUUCAUUCUGGUACGCUCGUCGCCAGUUGAACCUCACCGAGGACAAUCUCCUCCGGUACAAGUUCCUCAAUGAGUUCGAUCGGGCCAUGCAGGUCACGGAGGAGAAGUAUGGCUGGCUCCACGCUCCUCAGGCCUAUGUGAGUCUGAAGAAUGAGAACGACAAGGUGCUCGUCUUUGAGCGGGCUGGUCUGCUGUGGAUCUUCAACUUGCAUCCCACAGAUAGCUUCACUGAUUAUCGCGUGGGUGUCGACGUCCCCGGUACCUACCGUAUUGUGCUGGACUCGGACGAUCCGGCUUACGGUGGUCUGGGCCGCAAUGUCAAGGAGACGAGAUUCUUUACGACGGAUAUGCCAUGGAAUGGACGCGCCAACUUUACGCAAGUGUAUAUUCCGACGAGAACUGCUCUGGUUCUUGCUCUCGAGAAUACUCUGUAA